AUGGGGGGACAAGAGAACAUGAUAACGAGAAGAGGACAAUUGAAAGCGUCGAUAACAAGAUUUUCAAAUUAUCUACAAUCGCAAAGUGUUGAUUCGACUGAGGUAAAAGCGCGGCGAGAAAAAAUAGAAGAGUCAUGGGCAGAAUAUGAACAGGUUCAAGCGGCCAUAGAAAUGGAAGAGGGGAUCAGUCUCGAUGUACAAAACAAGUAUAGAAUGGAAUUUGAAGACUUAUACUUUAAAACUAUUGCUGCAGCAGAGAAAAUCAUGAUAGCAGCAGGCUCAACUGUAUCUCAAGACGAGAGUAGAAAUAAAAAUUCGGACAUCGAUAUACCUAAUGCGUGUAUGAAUAAAGCAUUGUCGACGGUAAAGUUGUCGUCGUUGAGCGUACCGGAAUUUACCGGUAAUUAUCAAGAAUGGGCAUCGUUUUACGAUAUAUUUUCGGCACUAAUAGAUAACAAUGUGUCGUUAACGGCGAUAGAAAAGUUCUUUUAUUUACGCGAAUCGUUAUCAGGUGAGGCAUUGAGUUCGAUAAAAUGUUUGGAAACAACAUCUAAUAAUUAUACCGUAGCAUGGCAAUCGUUAAUCACGCGGUACAAUAAUGAAAGGGUGUUGGUUCAAGCACAUGUAAAAGCGAUAUACAGUGGCGGAACUACAUAUGAUUGA
Messenger RNA from Myzus persicae (green peach aphid), 663 nucleotides. RefSeq lists its product as uncharacterized. Lineage: Eukaryota; Metazoa; Arthropoda; Insecta; Hemiptera; Aphididae. The record is from RefSeq and is a predicted model, not a curated record. The transcript has a single exon. Bases 1 to 663 code for a protein of 220 amino acids.